AUGCUCUAUUCAACCAUUCUCCCGGUCUUAGUCUUCCUCUUCCAGGCCACCUUCUCCGGUGUGUAUGCCAAGUGCUGCCUUAGCGAUGCAGGAGGCGACUGCGGCGACAACUCCGCCGGAACCCCCUGCUGCGGGUACAAGCCCUGCAACGGAUUCUGCUGUGCUUGCAAGGGCGUCCAAGUGAUCCGCGAAGUCAUCGAGACUGACAAGCAUACAUGGACCUCUGUCAUCACCGCCCCUGCCGGCACCACCUGGACUUGUCGCGCGAGCCACAUCACCACAUGGUACCCUCCUCCAGCAACCGACGUCAGCAGCGGCACUCAUAAACGCGACGUCCCAGCCACAAUGGUCCUGCGUGAUGACGGCGGCUUGGUUGCGACUGUCACGCAAAUGGUCCAGACUGCAACCUCUACCUCGUUCACUCGUCCGCCAUACGACCCUGAGAUGCUCGCCCACUUGCAAAGCACGUUCAAUCACGUCUGUCGCGGAAGGAAGCACAAUGGUGUCCAUGUGAUUGAUCUGGACGACUACUUUGGCUACUUCAACGUCACCACCAAGCGCAAAGAUUCCGACUACGCGAAGGAUGUGGAAGCGAAAUUCCGUGCACACGAUAUCAACCAAGAUGGGUUGUUGACAAUUGAGGAAGUCCAACUGCGUUGCGGCAGCGAUGGAUGUAUGUAG
Molecule: messenger RNA, 681 nt
Organism: Cladophialophora yegresii CBS 114405
Lineage: Eukaryota; Fungi; Ascomycota; Eurotiomycetes; Chaetothyriales; Herpotrichiellaceae
Exons: 2
Coding region: 1-681 (226 amino acids)
Molecular function (GO): calcium ion binding
Source: RefSeq, a predicted model, not a curated record